This is a messenger RNA of Syngnathus typhle (broad-nosed pipefish), 1350 nucleotides long. It is a transcript of the gene kcnk12l, whose product is annotated as potassium channel, subfamily K, member 12 like. The coding region runs from base 1 to 1350 and encodes 449 amino acids. NCBI's taxonomy places the organism in Eukaryota, Metazoa, Chordata, Actinopteri, Syngnathiformes, Syngnathidae. The transcript is spliced from 2 exons. The record is from RefSeq and is a predicted model, not a curated record. Gene Ontology annotation, cellular component: membrane. Gene Ontology annotation, molecular function: potassium ion leak channel activity. Gene Ontology annotation, biological process: potassium ion transmembrane transport; stabilization of membrane potential.
AUGGCUCAGAGGAAGACUGCAGCCUGCCUCCCCAAAGCACCCAUCAACCAAGACAACGCUCGUUUCUUCCUUCUCGCUGCGCUCAUUUUCCUCUACCUCCUGUGCGGGGCCGCCAUCUUCUCUGUCCUGGAGCACCCAUUUGAGCUCCGUGCCCGCCGCCUGUGGCGCCAGCAGCUGGAUAACUUCACCCGCCAAUACAGCGUCCACCCGAGGGCCCUGCACACCUUGCUACGGCAGUACGAGGAGGCCAAUGGAGCGGGGAUACGAGUGGACGCAUUAAGGCCUCGCUGGGACUUUUCCGGAGCGUUUUACUUUGUUGGUACAGUGGUCUCCACGAUUGGGUUUGGUAUGACCACACCAGCGACUAUAGCCGGAAAGAUCUUCUUAAUCUUUUACGGUCUGAUUGGCUGCGCUGCGACCAUCCUCUUUUUCAACCUCUUCUUGGAGAGGAUCAUCACCAUGCUGGCCUACAUCAUGCGCUGGUGUCAUGAACGUCGCCUUCGUUUCGGUGGAGUCGGCGACAUGUCUAGCAGGCAGGAGCCGUCCGGGGAGGAGGACAGCCUCGAAGGCUGGAAGCCUUCCGUCUAUUAUGUGAUGCUGAUUCUUGGACUGGCCUCAAUAGUGAUUGCAUGCAGUGCCUCUACACUCUACUGUUCCAUGGAGAACUGGAGCUAUGUGGACUCUCUGUAUUUCUGCUUUGUGGCCUUCAGUACCAUCGGCUUCGGGGACCUGGUAAGCAGCCAGAGGCUGCACUAUGAAUCUCAGGAGGCCUACCGGCUCGGAAACUGCAUUUUCAUCCUCAUGGGAGUUUGUUGUAUUUAUUCGCUCUUUAAUGUCAUUUCCAUCAUCAUCAAACAGACUCUUAACUGGAUCUUGGAAAAGUUGCUGUGUCCCGGGGACCGUCGGCUCUGCUCUUGUUCCGCAACCGGAUGCUGGUGGCUCUGCUGCCACUGCCCGCACGACAGAAAGCACAAUCGGAGGCAUCAGCCGGCACCCUUUGGGCAAAAACGAUCGAAGCGCAACACAGUCCAGCCGCUGCCGUCGCACUGUCCCGCAGGGAGGCAGCGUUACGCAGACGGCUCGGUGGAGACCGUGUACGACAGCGAGACGGACGGCGGCGUGGUAACGGACGGGGUGUACGUAGGCCGCCGGAUGUCGGGAGAAAUGAUUUCUGUCAAUGAGUUCAUGGUUCCCAAUAAGGUGUCUUUGGCAAUUCUGCAGAAGCAACUGAGCGAAACCGCUCACCAGGGGCCGCGGCAGAGUUAUGGCCACCAGAAUGGAUUUUCGGAGGGAGUAGGUGCUUUGGCCUUUAUGAAUAACCGUCUGCAGGAAACCAGUGUGGAUAGGUAG